Molecule: messenger RNA, 2382 nt
Organism: Amoebophrya sp. A25
Lineage: Eukaryota; Dinophyceae; Syndiniales; Amoebophryaceae
Source: the annotation of a GenBank genome assembly
CGAAGCUCUGAUCCGCUUCUACGAAGAGUCAGGGUCCUUGGCUGAAAACCAAGUGCAACACUUCGCAGGCAAAGGCUUUCUAGCCGCUAGUAGUGCACCGCGAGUAAAUGCUACUUCUGAUAAAUCAAAAAUACUACCGGAAGAUGCACCUUCUAUGUUGCAUGUGGAAGAGAUGAAGUUGAAGGCUCGUCGUCGCAACGUGGUUGUCUGCAAAUAUUGUGGCAAAACGCAAGGUCUCCACGCACAAUGCUGGGAACAAUAUCGCUUAGCAUCGGCGUCUGGCUUGGGGACAUCAUCAGACAGGACUACACUGCUAGACGGAGGACCAGAGCAGAAAAACAGAAAUCCGCUACAUGGCUCUUUCAGUGGCGAUGCGCAUACCGUUGCCCGAUGUCACGCUUGCCGAAAGCCGGAUGGCCUUUCUGGUAUUUACUGUCUAAUGUGGCGCUUGGUACUUGUUUUCUGAUUGUUUCACAACAUUUUCGUUUUGGCCCAAGGAAAAAUGAGGUUUUCGUUUUCUGAUUUCGACGGACAACUACAUUCUCUCUUAUAUGUUUUCUGAUUUCUUUCAACUCAAAUGAAGGUGACCGUGAGCGCUAUUGGAACGCCUUAACGCGAGCCUUGUAUUGGAUCCUAGAGCGCAAGAUGCCAGAUCUUUUCAGUCCUCCGCUUUCUUCACUCCUGUCAGGAGAACCUGGCGCAGAUCCCGAGAGUACCACCACUGGUAAUCCGUCAGAUCCAAAAGCUGGUGCAGCUGAGGGGAAUAUCAGGAAAAAGCGUAUGGUUCCACCAAAAAAACGAGUGAUUUUUCUGCCUGAUCAUGCAGGUUGGCUCCCCAAACACGUAAUUCUGGGUCCGCUCACACCAAGUCCGCAAAAACUGGAGGAGAUACGCCAAUCAAUCUUGCUCUCGCCUACCUGUGCUCCUCACUUUUUCAAUGCGGAGGAGCGGCCGCAGGAGCCUCCUGCAGACGCAGAAGGUCAAGGUAUUGAGGAACAACAACAACAAAAGGAUCACGUGCAUGAUGAAUAUGUGCGGACAGCGGUUUUACCCACCGCGGAGCAGGACAAAGCCGCACGUAGCGCCUGCUGGUUGGUUCGACAUCCAAUUAUAGGAGUUCCUGCUUCCCGAAAUGCAAGCCAAGAAAACCUAACUACAACCGAAAGUAGCACCAGUGGAGGGUGUCUUACAACGUCUUCUACUUGUUACCCGAGUACGAGUACACUUGAAGGACAAGAAGGUAGAGACAGUGACGAUUCUUCGGAAGAGUUCCACUCAGAUGGAGGAAGUAGGGACUUUACAAUUGCUCCUUCUGAAGAUCAUGAAGAAGGCGAGGGGGAAGGGGAACAACACCAAGACCCUGCUCCUCAUGUGCUCGAAGACAAGGAUGACGAUCUACGGCUAAUGCAUCGUCUACGAGCAUUGUCGAUCCGCGAUAAUUCCUUAUUAGAAGCACGAGCACAAGAUGCAGCUGACCCUCCUACUACAGAUCGUACUCAGAAGUGUGAAAACAGGAGCAUGCGGCCUCCAGAAACCGAAUAUUAAGGGUUGUUAGCUCACAUUGCAUCUUCCCAAACAUCAAAACGUUGGCUGACUUUUCAGAGUGUCAGGAACGUCGAUGUUCGGGAGAAUACAAUCAGAGAUAGCUGCUAUCUCUAAGAAUACGAUUUCACGAAUUUGAAGAGCGAGGACCGCUUGGAUAACCCCGACAGCGUAAUUGUCUUUUUGGUCGGUCAAAAAAGCUUGGCGAAGUUUAAAAAGAGACCGUACGAAGCUUAUGAUCUUCUUGAUCAUCGUGGAAUAAACGAUACGACGAUGGACGUGGACCAGCCAUUUUGUACUUUCAAGGAAGAAGGUGAGGAAAUCGUUAUAGGUUCGCCACCGGCGGAACAUACCAACAACUUUGCUAAUUUGGGCCCGGCCGACUUGGUCAGCGCGCCUCCUUUACGGCGUUCUAUACGCGCUUUCCGGUUAGGUGGGAAGGAUGAAAACCACGAGCUGGAAGAGAGUACGGAUGUCAACUUUUGGCUGAAAAAAAAAGACACCUUGCAGGAGAUGUACAUUAACAUGUUACCAUCAUCCAAGGGCAAAGGUGCUACAGCCGAACAAGCUGGACAGGGACAGCAUCAUAAGAUGAAGCUAUCGCUUCGCCCAGGUAUGCCUACUUUGGGCGAGAUUAUUCUGAAGCAACACCGGGAUGUAGAAAAAGGGGAAGCAGAUGUAGAAGGACCUCCAGCAUCUUCGUCAGCAGCAGACGGACGAGGACCACGACUCGGAUUUUUAGCUCCAAGCAAGAAACUGGGAGUAUCUCUGGCUGGUUUUUUCGAAAGAGCUAGCACUGAAGUCCAGUCCGAUGUUGAUCUUCGUGACAAUAGAGUCUAA